Molecule: messenger RNA, 6288 nt
Organism: Fonticula alba
Lineage: Eukaryota; Rotosphaerida; Fonticulaceae
Product: serine/threonine protein kinase
Exons: 12
Coding region: 1-6288 (2095 amino acids)
Biological process (GO): protein phosphorylation
Molecular function (GO): protein kinase activity; ATP binding
Source: RefSeq, a predicted model, not a curated record
AUGGUGGGCCAACAGCCGGUGCUGAUGCACCUGAUCCGCCUCCUGGCCCUUGUCAUCAUCGCUGCGACUACCUCGCACGCGCAAGACGUGGCCUACUGCCAAGCGCCGCAUUCGCUCAUGGGUGACGCUCAGGGCAUUCUUCUCCAAGCAACCGGCUCACUUCCGACGGGUGCCGUGCUCUUUGGCCAGUCCAAGGUGGAGAUCUUCCAGCAGGAUUACAUCUCCUUCGGCGCGGCUGGGGAAUUUCGCCUCGGGCUUGCCUUCAAUCCGAACCAGGCGAGCCAGGCCUUUUACCCCCCCGGGGGAGCGGAUUUCCCCGCCGGUUGGGAACGACACAUCCUGUCAAGUCCGGGCGAUUCCCCCUUGCUGCUGGCAGUUGGACCGGCAGAGGCUCGUCUCUUCUCCUCCACAGGCAACUCUCCGCUGAGUUUCCCCAGCCAAGCCUUGGGAAGGCUGCUUGCGACAUCAUCUCCGCGCCCGAACCAAGCCAUCCUCCUUACUCUCCUGCCAAACUCUUUUUUCCUUCUCGUGCACAUGUUCGCUAAUAGCAGCCACCACAAAGAAAUCUCCCCCAUGCUCCCCGGUGGCGUGCUUCCGGGAAGUGCCAUGCGCGCUGCGCGUGCUGCCGAUCCUUGCGUGUUUUAUAUCUGGCAGCACAAGAACCUGCUGCGUCUCACCUACUCGUAUGAUGACAAUUCCGUGGAUGUAGACCGAUCUCUACUGAAUGCGGUGAUCCUUGAUCUUGUGCCAACCAGACUCUCAUCAGACACCGGGCCCGACAGCGAGGACCUGCUCCUUCUGAUGGAGGGGGGUCAUUGGCAUGUGCUGCGGGAUGGCCAGCUGCCUGUAAAUGGGGCCCUGGGCGAGGGGAUGCCGCAGCCGGACUUUGCUCCCGGACAAAUCCUGGCCCCCUUCAGUCAUGAACUGGUUGAUGGGGCCCGCACCUCGAUCGCCUUCUACCGGGACGACGGCAUCGCCGGGCCAAAAUUCUGGCGCUUGGAGUUUGCCCCCAGUGGCACACUGAUCCGCGUGCGGUCGGUACUUUUCCCGACCGGCGCCACCGACCUGGAGGCCCUCAGGCCGAUGUUCCUUCGAAUCGAUGACUCGGACGCUGUGCGGCUCGUAUUGGCCAACUCCCGGGCAUACUUCGACCCGGUGGACUUUGGCUGCGGCGAUCCGGCCAACACCCUCCCUGGGGAUGAGUCAAUUACUUGCCUUUCAAGCAGCAGCUCCGGCUGGACAUGCAAUACCGGCAGGGUCCCCGGCAUCUUUGGCAAGGGCGAGCGUCUGUGCAAUGCCUGCCGGGACGGCUUUGGGGCUUUCCUCAAUCCGAAUGGGGCCUGCUCGACACCUAAUUGUGCCACAUGCGACUCCAGCACUGGCGAGUGCCUGGUUUGCCUGACUGGGUAUCUGGUUGUCAUCUCGGAUCAAACAUUCUGUCUGGAAAGCUGCCCGACCGGCCUCCAGCCCGUGGGCAAUGUAUGCCAAGAUGCCAGCAUCGGCACUCGCAUCCAAUCGGAUGUGAGCUUCACCCAGGCAACGGUCAGCGGUACCGCCUGGAACCCGGCCGGACAGGACCCGGUGGAUGUGCUCCUUCCGACGGUGCUUCUAGUGCAGGCGGGAGCCGUGUACCUGCCCUGGAGCCAGGACGUCCGGCCCCCGCGUUUGCUUGGCCUCCGGUCCAGCGGCCUGCCCCUACUGAUCACCCCCAUGAGCACGGUCGCCGAGGAAAACCUCCAGUCGGUUGAUGCCAUUGCCCCGGGGAAUUGGCCGUCGAUGGGCCAGUCCAGCCUCCGGGGCGCCAUCGAAAUCCUCCAACCAAGCUCCGAGUCGGGAUACCACGACGCCGUGGUUGUCUAUUGCAGCAGCGCGGGCCUGUCCUUCGUCUGGCUGAAAUGUCUAUCGGUCCCCGUGGGCCCUGUGGGCACGCCCUGCAAGGCUGACUUGUCUCUGUCGUCACAGAACGAGAGACCAUGUGACGCGAUUGCGGCUUUUGCGGAUGGCCGAACGAUUGCCGUGACCGACAGCACGGGGACCCGGCUUUUUCGGUUCUCCUCAGGCGGGAGCUUUUCCCAGGUGCCCCUCUUCGGGGGGCCCGGCUUGCCGGUCCUCCUGCCGGGUCCCUCGUCGGCUGGGGAUGCCCAGCUCAUGGUUCUCAGCGAUUCCCACGGGAAUCUAACGGUGUCGCCGCUGGCCAUGCAUUUGGCAAAUGACCUGCGCUUGUCUUCGGUGCGGAUGAAUGUGUUCGCCAGGAACAAGCCGGCGGGCCUUCGGCCCUUGGUCCUGCCGACUCCCAGCCGAGCCGGCCAAUCCACGGGCGACUUCCUGGCCAGCUGUCUGGAAGCCGACCCCAAUGGAAUGGGCACCCUCUGGACGGUGUCUCAUCUGCCCGGGGGGUGGGCUCCUCGCGGUCAGACUGCCGGAUUGCCCAGUCGAUCGCACACCCUGCUGGCGCUGGCAGAUACCCCGGACGAUUACCGCAUCGAGGCCGUUCCUCUGGAGGGCAUGCCCCUGACUCCGGGGAUGCUUGUGCUGAUGGUGGACAGAUUCUUCGCCAUGGCCAUCCUCCACUGUGAGCCGGACCGGGCCAAUUGCUUCUUCCUGCCUGCUCGGAAAGUCACCCUGCCGGAGGAACUCCUGUUGACCGCCGCUGCCAUGUUUGUUGCCGUGCCUUCGCCAUCCUCGGGAAUAACGCCCCCCAUGGGUGUCGCCGGCCAGGCCACCUCCCUGGGGCCCUCCAUCUUGACGGCCUCCUUCAUGGUGCUGCUGAAGGACAAUGUCCUUCCCUUCCGAGUGGAUGUCACGGUGGCCCUGUGCCCUGGCGCUGGCCCGGGGAUUUAUCUCCCCGACUGCCUGCCCUGCCAUGAUACCUGCCACACUUGCUUCGGGUCCCUGCCAAGCCAGUGCAUCGAGUGCCAUCUCGCGGCCCCGGGACACUUGCCGGGCGUGUGCCUGGCCAGCUGCCCAGCCGGCCUCCACCAGGUCCCCAACACUCGGACAUGCGACUGCCACCAGGACUGCGACCAAUGCGAGGCUGAUACCAGCCUCAACCGGUUCUACUGCACCGACUGUGCGGUCGGGCUGGCCCUGGAUGUGUCUGAUCCCCUGGCCGAUCGUUGCCUCCCGUGUCACGACAGCUGCCGGGCAUGUCGCUUUCCCGAUGAUGAGGCCGCCUGCGAUGGCUGUGCCCUGGGCUUCUUCGAGCAUGGUGGGCUUUGUCUUGCGGCCUGUCCACCGGGCACUUGGGCCAAUGGGGUUGACCGAAAGUGCUCGGCCUGUCCAGAUGGCUGCACCGCCUGCACCGGGACCGACGCCUGCAGUGCCUGCUCGGCUGGAUGGUACCACGACCCGGACGCCAGCAAGUGCCAUGCGUGUCCGAUGACUUGCGAUGAGUGCACCUCCCCUGGGGUUUGCAGCCUCUGCCGCCCGGGGCUGGUUUUCCUGUCGCCCAAUCCCUCGGUCGGGUCCCUCUGUGGCAGCACCUGUGCCCCGGGCGAGUAUGUCGGGCCCGGCCGGUGCAUGGCCUGCGACGGGUCGUGUGCCCUGUGCACUGGCGGGCCGGCGGUGUGCUCGGUCUGCCCCGGGCAGGCGGACACGUGUGCCCUGUGCGAGCGGGGGUGGCUGCUGGCCUCGCCGGCGUGCGUGGACUCCUGCCCGGCCGGGUCCUCGCCGCAGGGCGGCUUGUGCGUCACCUGCCACCCGACCUGUGACACCUGCUACGGCCCGGGGGCCGACCAGUGCACCUCCUGUGGAUCCAACCAUCCGUUGCUUGUGGAUGGGCGCUGCUUGGCCGACUGCCCUGCGGGCAGCUUCUCCUCGGGGCACAAGUGCAUCCCCUGCCAUGCCUCCUGCGAAGCCUGCAGUGGCCCCGGCCCCGAAGACAUUAUGUGGCAGACGCGCAUCCUGCCGGCUCGGUAUGCCGGCCUUGCGAUGCAUCUUGCGCAGCGUGCGACGGCCCGGCCGAAGGCCAGUGUACUGGCUGCCCGGCGGGCGCAUGGCUGGAAUCCGGGCGCUGUGUGGAUUCGUGCUCGGCGCGGUUCUUCCUCUGCCCGGGGACCAGCUCGUUGCAUGCCGGUGUGCACGGGCUGCGAAGGGGCGCUGGUCCUGUCGCCGGUGACCGGGCUCUGUGCGGAGGCCUGUGCAGAGGGCGAGUUCCUGCCGAGCGGCCAGACCCAUUGCCUUGCCUGCCAUGCCUCUUGUCGGACCUGCAUCGACGCCGGGACAUUCUGCACCUCGUGCCCCGGGAACUCGCUGUGGCUCCAGAAGGAGACCGGCAUUUGCGCGUCGGCCUGCCCGGGGACCGGCUUCGUGGAGGCGGUCUUCCCCGGGGCCACGCCGGACCGGGUGUGCCUGGCCUGCCCGGACACGUGCGAGGCGUGCACGACCGAGGGCAUGGCCGGGGCAUGCAAGCUCGGGCCGAGCGGGCGAGUCGAGUGCCCGGUACCCGAGACCUGCACCCGGUGCGCGUUGGAGCUGCUGCUCCACGGCGGGUCGUGCGUGCCCGCCUGCCCGAGCACCGGGUUCUUUGCCGACUGGGAGGCCUCUCCGGCGGAGUGUGCUGCCUGCCAUGACAAGUGCCGUGUUUGCUCCGGGCCAUCGAGGGCCGACUGCCUGGACGGGCCGGGAUCCUCUCGGGGUCGCCUUGCUCUGGGACUUGGCCUCGGCCUGGGUCUGCUCCUGCUGCUGCUCCUUCUUGUUGUCUUGUUUUUCCUACGCCGGCGUCUGGGCGCCGCCUCAAAGCGUCUUCCUCCAACGGAUGAUGGCCUCGAUGAAAACGCGACUGUCAUGAACACCAUCCUCGAGCUCUCCCUGCCCGGCAGUAUCAUGGUCAACAUCGGCAGCGAUUUUGCCCGCCUCAAUGAGGCCAGCCUGGGGGCUGGGGCCCAGGCCAGCGUCUUUGGCGCGCGCGCCGUCGGGGCCGGCAUCUCCGACCGCCUCGGCUGCCCGGGCACCGUGGCCAUCAAGCAAUUCAAGACCCACCGGCUGAAGCCCACUCAGGGGCCCCUCUUCCAGAAUGAAAUUGCCCUGAUGUGGCUGCUGCGCGACAUGCCCGGCGUGGUCCGGCUCUAUGGGUAUAGUGAGCAGCCGCCGGCCAUUGUCAUGGAGCGCUUUGACACGGAUCUCCACAAUCUCCUCCAUUCGGAGGUGCCCCUGCCACCGGCCAUCCUUUGCGCCAUUGUCGAGCAGUGGACCGCGGGCCUCGAGGCCAUGCAUGCCCAGGGCAUCGCCCACCGGGACAUCAAAUCCGGCAAUGUCUUUGUGAGUCGCAAUGCCGAUGGCAGCUGGCGGGCCGCUCUCGGGGACUUGGGCGCCUCGCGGAGCCUGAGCACCGACCGGUCCUCGGCCCUUGUGGUCGACGUGCCCGAGCUCAAUGCCAUGACAGCGCGAUAUGCCGCGCCCGAGGUGCUGGCCGCCUUCCAGCGCCGGCGCCCGCUGGACACCGAGCUCUACCUUCCGGCGGACAUCUACUCGGCGGCGGAAUACCGCGACCCGGUGUCGCUGGCCUGCCUGCCGUGCCACAGUGCCUGUGCCACGUGCAAUGGGCCCACCGAUCACGACUGCUGGCGGUGCGCCGACUCCGUCCUGCAAGAUGGCCAGUGCCUGCAAUCCUGCGCUCCCAAGCAUGUGGCCACCUCGGGCCGGUGUCUCCCCUGCCAUCCUUCGUGCGCCGGCUGCUUCGGCACCCGGAGUACGGAAUGCCACGACUGCCUGGGUGGCUUGCUGACGCUGCCAGCUGGCGGCCCGGCUGCCCGGUGUGUGGCUUUCUGCCCGGUGGGCUACAGCACUUCGACGGCCGGGUGCUCGCCCUGUGGGGCCCACUGCAGCAGCUGCCCCGGGCAGGCGGACACCUGGCGGGCCGCUCUCGGGGACUUGGGCGCCUCGCGGAGCCUGAGCACCGACCGGUCCUCGGCCCUUGUGGUCGACGUGCCCGAGCUCAAUGCCAUGACAGCGCGAUAUGCCGCGCCCGAGGUGCUGGCCGCCUUCCAGCGCCGGCGCCCGCUGGACACCGAGCUCUACCUUCCGGCGGACAUCUACUCGGCGGCGGUGCUGCUGUGGGAGUGCCUCCACCGCCGGGUCCCGUGGCAGGGCCAGGGCUUUGAGGAGAUCACCGCGCAGGUGCUGGCCGGGGGCCGGCCCAGCGCGGCCGGCCGUGGGGGGGUCGGGCCCGAGUCGCACUUUGAGGACCUGCUGCAGCUGGCCUGGGACUCGAACGCGCACGCCCGGCCGCUGGCCGCCUCCCUCCGGCAGAAGGCCACCAUGGCCCGCCUUGCGACUCAUGGCCCUUGA